CGCAGGGAUGCCUAGCUAAGUACCCAAAUGUGGCAAGAGACCGGGGGGUCUCCCUCUGGGAAGAGUAAGACACAGGGGAUAAGUAAAUAAGUAGUGAGAAAGAAGCAGACGGAACAAGCAAGCAAGGGGGACUCAACGAGCAUGGAGAGGGAAAAGGAUAGGGAGAUGAGAACAGAGAGAUAUAGGGACCCUCUUGGUCCCGACCGCGACACCCUCCUAUGGAGCAUCGGGAAUUAUAAACACAACAGGAGUGGACGAGAACAAAUAACAGGUAUAGCAGAACAGACAGGUAUAGCAACAAGCAACAAGGUAUACGUAUGA
This is a messenger RNA of Heterobasidion irregulare TC 32-1, 321 nucleotides long. RefSeq lists its product as uncharacterized. The record is from RefSeq and is a predicted model, not a curated record. The coding region runs from base 142 to 321 and encodes 59 amino acids. NCBI's taxonomy places the organism in Eukaryota, Fungi, Basidiomycota, Agaricomycetes, Russulales, Bondarzewiaceae. The transcript has a single exon.